Molecule: messenger RNA, 2286 nt
Organism: Kwoniella botswanensis
Lineage: Eukaryota; Fungi; Basidiomycota; Tremellomycetes; Tremellales; Cryptococcaceae
Exons: 6
Coding region: 1-2286 (761 amino acids)
Biological process (GO): base-excision repair
Cellular component (GO): nucleus; mitochondrion
Molecular function (GO): zinc ion binding; DNA binding; phosphoric diester hydrolase activity
Source: RefSeq, a predicted model, not a curated record
AUGCAUACGGACGGUAAAUUGGAUUCGUCGACAUAUAACGACGGUAGUUACACACCUGCAGAAGAUUUUGAUUCGAUUUAUCCGCCAAUUGAUAUCGAAGUACGAUAUUCGUCGCUGCCCAAUCAUUUCCUACUUUCAACCCCUACAUCCACACCUUCAUUACUUGAUCGAUCCCCGGAUAUACCCUUCGUCUCUCCACCGACUUCCCAGUGUUCUCUUUUCAUUCAAGGUUCGGUACCCGAAUUAGAAUUCUCUCAAGCCUCUCAAGUAUCCACGCAAUUACAAACACCUCCUUCUGCCUCCUCAAACAAGGCCCAUCGUUAUGCACAGCUUGAAGACCCAGACUAUCGCCUCUCCCCUUCUACUCCGUCUACUCGCAAAACCGAGUCUGCUAAUCGAUCAAUUUCACAAUUAUCGCUCACCCCGCCCGCUUCGAAUGCGACUAUCACCCUUCGAUCGCCCAUUGUUGUUCGUCAUGAGGAACCUAUCACUUCACCUGCGUCCAGACUUCAACAGCUUACACCUAGAAGGAGACAUAGAGAUGAACAGGAGACGGAAAAAGACAUACUAGACAUUAGCGCAGUGAAGGAAGAAUUGGAAAGUCCACUCAGGAAUUUAGGAUUGGGUACACCAAGAGGACAUCAUCGAGCUGAGUCAUUUCACUAUCUCGCCGAACCUGGUACCCCUCCUACUCAUUCACAUUCCCCACUCCCAUCGUCCACCCCAGGUCUGGAGAGCCCCUUUAGGAGAUUGGGAUUGGGUACACCUCGAGGUCGAGGUAGAACCCCACCUCCUUCUCCUCAACCUCGACCACCAUCCGUUUGUGAUUCAGAUGGAUCCUCACCCUCACCCUCGCCAUCGACCUCUCCCCUCAAGAAUAGAAUCAAAGCUCAAUUGCAUAUCCCUUCACCAGGGUGGAUACCAGAUACACCAACUCCCUAUCGAUUUUAUACUCCCGCUUCUACCUCACAUAAACCUACUUAUGAUCUCACACUACCCCGUCAACCGAUAUUUACACGUUCCCCUUCGAGAGAUAUCAAACCUACCUUACCUCCUACACCCCCUCAGAUAGGGUUAGAAAACAACGGUGGAGAUGGUGAAGUAUCGCUCAACUUCAUCUCGCACGUGUCGAUGGAUGGUGGCGUCCUCGCCGCCUUAAGAAGGUACAAAGAUCACGACCAGCGCCAAAUAGUCAAUAUGAGAGAGUGUGGUGGAUUGAACAUUUUCAUCAAUCCGCCCAAAAGAGGAGUUAAGAAGAGGGAGGAUGAUGCGGAAGUGACAGAGGCUGCAAAGAUAUUCAGGUCGUUUGAUGAGGAGUUUCGAAGAAAUUCUAUGGCUCAUGCGGCACACACAACGAAUCUAUUAUCUCCUGAUAUAGAUCUUCGAAAUCACUCCAAAGAAAGUAUAAUUACAGAAUUGGAAUUAGCUGGGGUACUAGGGAUCCCGACGCUGGUCAUCCAUCUAGGAUCCGAAGGGCACGACAUUGAUCCACAGGGAGAUAUAGUAGAUAGAGAUAGGCUGGACAUGCUCAUGGUUGAUUUGCAGGAUAUACUAAGUCGUACACAAGGAGUGGUAUUGGCGAUUGAAAAUACCGUCCACCCUUCUCCCAGCUCAUUGACGACCCUCCAAUCGCUUGCUCUACUCCUUGCCCUGAUGCCCCACCCACGCCUGAAAGUAUGUCUUGAUCUCGCGCAUGUCCAUAUAUCAGAGCUCGAUCUGAAUGAUCCGGAACGUCAGGAAGACCUGAUAGAAUUGUUAAAGAAGAUAGGUAAAGGCAGGAUCGCAGGUGUGCAUGUAGGUGGAGGAGGAAGUGAACAUGGUGGGAAAGGAGAUAGACAUGUUGGCGGUUCAUUCGAACUUUCAUCCCUCCGAUCAAUCCUCUUACAUCCAAUGUUUCAUUCCAUCCCUAUCUUGCUCGAAACACCACGGUAUCAUCGAUACCAUCGACGGCCUCGCAGCCAUUCAAGGACCGGGACUACGAUCAAAAGGAUUCCGUCCAGUAGGAUCGAAGAGCUGGAAGAAGAAAGAUCUAAAUCGGAAUCUACCUUCUUACAAUAUAUCGUUAAUUUACCUGAUACCGACUGGGAAGUAAAUCAAUAUAAGAUACUUAAAAGGUAUCAGAAAGAUAAGAAAAAGAUUGAGAAUAAGAUAUAUAAGAUACUUUGUAAGAGGAAGGACAGGGCGAGUGCCUUGUGGAAGAGAUUCGGUGAAGGGAGGAAGAGGGAAUUGAAGUGUUUGAGGAGAGUCCAAGGUGCAAAAAGGAGACGGAUGAGGGAUGAGGGAUGA